AUGUCGCCUCUUCUACAACUGCCGCGCGAGCUGCGCAACCACAUCUACGAUUACUACUUCAGCUGUGAUGGGGGCUAUACACACGUUUUCGAAACGAACAAGCUAAGGCGAGCCGACGAUCAACCGAUCGAAUUGUCUCUCGUGCUGAGCUGCCGGCAAAUCGCCGCCGAAACCCAUGGCCUUGCCCUGCGAAGCAAUACACUUCAGUUCACGACUUUCCACUCGGAUGCCACGCAGGAAGAUGCCGUCUUGCUCCAUGCAAGCAACAAUGCCAUUCGCUACAUCAAAGAGUCGAUACUCAACUACGCAACGCAUGACUAUCUCAGCGAAGAGCAAGCACAGACGGCGAGGGAAGCGUAUCCGCAAUUCUCGCCGGUGAUUGAUCACUGGCAGUCGCCGCGUCACUCGAUAAUCCAGCGCGCCCUGUUUAGGCCUUACCUGAUAUGUGGUGAGGCUCCGUCCAUUUGGCACGACUUUGUAGCCUUCACCUUGGAUCUAGUCUCUCAGCACCCUGAAUUUCUGAAGAAUGCUAGAGUAUGGUCUGAGCUGCCGUUCAAGAACAACGAAUAUCAUCUGGUUAGCGAUGUUGAUACUAGACCUUGGGAAAUCCCAGACGGCACGGAAAUUGCGAGGCUGCGGAGGAUCUCGGGACAGCCCUUCGACACUUUCCACCUUUCUGCUCGCACAAAGCACGCUUAUUCGGCAGCCUCAAGAGCUCUUCUCUUUCUGCACUCCGCGCCCGAGACUACACGCGAGAACAUUCGGGAGAUCCUGUUGAUUGAGAACCGCGAAUCGAUAUCGCUUCCUGAUAGCCAUGGCAGAGGAUUCAUCCCUUUCUGUCAAACAUAUCCACAGCUCAAAGUUGAACGCCGCGCCAGUCUUUGGAGCAAUGUCUUCCCUAUCGCUUCACAUAACUUGUCCAGUUAUUUGGAAAACGAUCAAAGCUUGUUUGAUAAAGGUGAUGAGGGGCAUUUGUUCCUCACCAGAUGUUACGCCGAGGACAUGACUAAGGCGAUGGGUACGUGGAUAAAAGAGGCAGAGACCCUUGUGUCGCUCGGCAUGCCACAUGGCUGUUUCACUCUCGUUCUCGAUGGCGAUCCUGUGCCAGAGCUUUCAUCGCGCGCCUUCCACGUAAUUCAACGCGACGUCGCAUGGCAGACCGCCCUCGAUACCUGCUACGCCCGGGGAAUUCUACCGCAACCUUCCUGGCUCGAUCGGCGACUAGGUACCCGUGGUUUCAUCUAUGAAGGACUACCAGAAGCAGUUCGAGCUCUUUCCACCAAUAGCCCGCUCAUCAGAACCAACUUUGAGCUCCCUCCACCUUACGAUGUUGAGCAACUACUAGAAGAGAACAGAGGAUGGUCUGCGCAUUACUGGGAUAUGAGCUGGGACUCACACAAGCCGAAAGUGUUCCAGACUGAGCCACCACUACCACCUUGGCAUGUGCUUCGUUGGGGACAUGUCAUUUGGAGGCCCUAG
Messenger RNA from Alternaria arbusti, 1479 nucleotides. RefSeq lists its product as uncharacterized. The transcript has a single exon. Bases 1 to 1479 code for a protein of 492 amino acids. Lineage: Eukaryota; Fungi; Ascomycota; Dothideomycetes; Pleosporales; Pleosporaceae. The record is from RefSeq and is a predicted model, not a curated record.